AUGCCUUGCUCAGCGGUAACUUUGUCUAUAGCGACUAUUACAGCAAUCGUGGCUGCUGCCUUGAUGGCUAUCGCAUUUUCAACAGACAACUGGCUAUAUAUUGAAGUAAAACGGAGUAACAUUCAGACCUACGUGACGGGGAACACGGACAACUCUCAAGCGAUACUGGAGAGCCUGAAUAACAAGUACUACUUCUACACGAGGACCCGAGGCCUCUUCCGCAUUUGCUAUCCGAAAGAGCGGCCGCCUACAGUUGAGAUCUACCUAUCCCCGGUCGAGACGCACUGUAGCAAUGUCGACUACUUCAUACCCGACGAGAACAACGAGACCAAAGGAUUCUCCGACGACGCGAUGAACAGACUGCAUAUGGCGCGGUCUACAGUGGCGCUGUUCAUAGUUGCUUUCCUGGUGCUCUUCAUCGCGUUCUGGACGGGCGUCGUCGGCUGCUGGAAGCGCAGCCCCGGGAACAUUACUGCCACCGCUAUACUCAUGCUGAUGACUUGUUUACUCUCGGCCGGUGCGAUGGCAUUAUGGCACGGAGUGGAGUUUUACGAAAAGGAGAAAGUGGUUGGCGAGGAAUAUUAUCAACAGUGGCCUAAUAUAUUGCGAGAUAAUGCUCGCGUUUGGUACGACUGGUCGUACAUUGUCGCGUGGUGCGGCGUCGGUUUGUCGCUGCUGUCGGCCAUUUUGUUUUCAUCGGCCGCCAUUUGCUUGCGCGGCGAGCGGGAGAGAGAGGAGGCUCUUAAUAUGCAGUAUCUCAUGCCUGUGUACCCCCAGAAGCAACAGUACGCUUACGCUGGCUACCCGCCGCCUCAAGCGUACCCCGGUCCUUACUACCACGGAUCCCAAUACGGGCCCUACAACUACUGA
Molecule: messenger RNA, 870 nt
Organism: Parnassius mnemosyne (clouded apollo)
Lineage: Eukaryota; Metazoa; Arthropoda; Insecta; Lepidoptera; Papilionidae
Source: the annotation of a GenBank genome assembly